AUGAAUCUCUCGUCCUUGCGCCCCGUAUUCCGGCCCUUCAGCGCCGCAGUCGCGCUCCUCCGCACACCCGCCACACAAAGCGCCGCGCCACGAGCGCCCGCAGCGACAUGCAACUUCUCGUCGACGGCGCGGCUGGAGAAGCGAGCCAAGGGCCCCGGAAAAGACCCCCGAAUCACCAACAUCCGCUACCACCUCUCGCACCCCCUAACCCCCCGGCCCCUCCACUUCUCGCGCAAUCGCUACCUACGCCACUGGACGAUCCACCGCGCGUGGAUGCUGUUCCUGCGCAAGCGGCGGUGGGCCGAGGAGCGUGAGCUAGAGCGCCAAUACAUGGCGAUGCGCAGCGCGUGCGAGCACCUGCGUUUGAUGGACAGCAACGGCAAUUUGGUCAGCGAGGCGGAGGCUGGUGGGCAGGGGCCCGAUGCCGGUCGUUUGGGCGUCAGGGGCCGUGAGGUCGGGCGGCUGUACAGGAGUGCCAUGAUCAAGAGGGGGAUUUGGGGGAGUGUGCCGGUGGAGUAUGCGAGGGUGCAGACGGAUUAUCCGAGCCGCCAGGGCUGGAACCAUGAGUGGACGCGGAACUAG
Molecule: messenger RNA, 582 nt
Organism: Ascochyta rabiei
Lineage: Eukaryota; Fungi; Ascomycota; Dothideomycetes; Pleosporales; Didymellaceae
Exons: 2
Coding region: 1-582 (193 amino acids)
Biological process (GO): mitochondrial translation
Molecular function (GO): structural constituent of ribosome
Source: RefSeq, a predicted model, not a curated record